AUGACGGCGCUGAGGCGAAGCCCCAGACUAGAUCAGUCCAAAGAGCCCACGACGAGUGUGGCUAGUGAUAUACAGCAGCCUCAAAGUUCCAAGGAAAGUGGAUUACUCGGUCAGAAUCCGAGUGGUACUCCGCAGCCUGCCAAAGCAGGGCAGACUACAAAUUCCACAACUGUAGAGGUGGCGAACCUACUGGAAAGAAUCGCAACCUUAGAAAGGGAACUAUCCAAGGCCAAGGCAAAUGAAGGGCAAGUAGAGACCGCAAGAAAUCCCGUUGGAAUCGGGUUGAGCGGUAACGGUGCGGCGAAUACACCGCUAAGUAUGAGUGAAACGUCGUCAGCUAUGAGUAGAGCGACGACGCAGAUGUUGAGUGAAAAUUUGCAACGGGAACAAUUUGUGACGCCAUCUUUGAAUGAACCGUUGCUCGCACAACUGAGUGCAAAUUUGCUCGCACAGUUGAGUGCAAAUUUGCAGCCACAAUUGAGUGGAACUAGUGGGCAACAAGUCACACGGAAUAAUAACUGUACAACAGUGAGCCUAUCUCCGCCUUGCUACGUUACGGCCACGGUGCAGCCAGAACUAGGGUAUGUUGAUGCACUACGGGAGCCACAACGCAACUUAGUGGUUACUGCGCCUGGGUCUUACGGGACAGCACCGGCAAGUAUACCAAAUGUAUGGACGCCACGUAGAUUACCGGAUCUUCCAGAGUUCGAAGGCCAGCCCGAGGAAUGGCCAAUAUUCCAGUGCGCGUUUACGGAGACGACGGAGGCAUAUCAAUGUACAGCCUUGGAGAAUAAUCAAAGGCUAGUGAAGGCUUUGAAGGGUGAGGCACGAGCGGCAGUAAAGGCGCUGCUCAUCCACCCCAACAAUGUGAAAGAAGUUAUGGAGCAGCUUCGAUUUCGAUAUGGACGCCCGGAGCAACUGAUUCGAAGUCAACUGGAGAGCGUGCGAGAUGUGCUGCCAAUAUCAGAACCGAACAUAGCCAGAAUUGUGCCGUUUGCCACAAAGGUGAGCAACCUCGCCGCGUUUUUGAAGUCAACAAAGAACGGCAUUCAGCAUUUAGGAAAUCCUACCCUAAUGGAGGAGCUGAUAGCUAAGUUGCCUAUAAGCAAGAGGUUAGACUGGGCGAAGCAUGCAGCUACGAUAGAACCAUAUCCAACAGUGGUGCAUUUUAGCGAAUGGCUACACGAGCUCGCUAGAUUGAUAUGCAUUGUCACGGAUGCUGCAAGUAAAGAUCCGAAGCGAAGGCUAUUGCAGGCAAGCACAAGUCGUCUGGAUGGAAAGGAUACUAACUCUCACAAAUGUUGUCCAAUAUGUGAGGGGCAGCAUGGGAUCAAGGACUGCGAGGAAUUUCAUCAUGCACUUCCGACAUCGAGAAUCGAGUUAGCAAGGAAGCAUAGGAUCUGCUUCGCGUGCUUGGAGAGUGGACACAUGGCCCGGUUCUGCAAGAAGGGCACCAAAUGCAGUGUCAACGGGUGCCAAAGAAGGCAAAACUACCUGCUCCACGAUAGAAUCGGGAAUUCCAGGCUACCCCAGUCGAACGGCGGCCGCUUGAAGGAGCAUACGAGCACUCGAGAUCAGGAGCUGCAAAGGGUCACCAGCCAUCGCCGACGUAAUCCCUUUACGUCAACGACUGCAACGCCAAAAGCAGGACAGGCCGAGGAUGGCCAGGAAUCGCCACACCGAAACCUUAGCUGCGUUGACCCGGAUGGAGAUCACCUGCUAUUCCGGAUUUUGCCCGUGACGUUGUACGGGAGGAAUAAGCAAGUGGACACAUACGCGCUGCUCGAUGAGGGAUCGUCCGUAACGCUUAUUGACGACGACAUUAUCCAGAGCCUGAACCUAAAGGGAGAGAGUCGACAGCUCAACGUGCAGUGGUUUGGUGGCAAAUCCGCCAGAGAGCACACUACGGUAGUUAGCCUGCAGAUAAGUGGCACGGGCAAAUCCAUGCGCCAUGACCUACGAAAUGUGUUCGCUGUAUCGAAUCUAAAUCUUCCGAUGCAAAGCUUGCGUCGGGAGAAUGUUAAGGCAAGAAAGGAAAAUGCACGCCUACCCGUUAAACCAUACUUCGAUGCAACGCCAAGGAUAUUGAUCGGCUUAGAUCACGCUCAUUUGGGUAUUCCACUGAGGACCAGAAGCUUUGGAGCAGGAGGACCAUUUGCAGCCGCCACCAAACUUGGAUGGGUGGUGUACGGACCGGUAAAAGGGAGUGCAAGUCCACCGGUAUCGAGAUCAUGCCUUUUAGCCGUGUCACACGAUAAUCUUCUAGAGAAGAUGGUCAGCGAUUACUUCGAAACUGAGAAUUUUGGAGUAAAGCCCGCGCCGCCGGUCGCAGCUGGUGACGAUGUGCGAGCCUUAAGCAUUUUGGAGGACACGACGAAACGUGUAGGCCGACGAUUCCAGACUGGUCUGCUAUGGAAAGACGACGAGGUGAGACUGCCAGACAGCUACAACAUGGCACUCAAGAGACUCGUCAGCAUUGAACGGAAAAUGAAGCGCGACGAGGUCUUCGCGCGGGCAUACAAGGGAAUUAUGGAUGAUUACAUCAAGAAGGGAUAUGCACGACGACUAGAGCCGCAGGGGAUAACCCACACCAACGGCAAGGUAUGGUACCUUCCGCAUUUCGGGGUCGAGAACCCAAACAAGCCGGGAAAAAUCCGUCUAGUCUUCGAUGCCGCAGCCAAAGUGAACGAUAUAUCACUGAACUCGGCGCUGAUGAAAGGCCCUCAGCGCUACAAAUCCCUACCAGCAGUGCUCUUCCACUUCCGGGAAGGAGCAGUUGGAGUAUGUGCAGACAUUAAGGAGAUGUUUCACCAAGUGCUGAUACAGCCACAGGACAGAUGUGCCCAGCGAUUCUUGUGGAGAAAUGGAGAGGAUCGUCGGAACCCGGACACCUACGAGAUGCAGGUCAUGACAUUCGGAGCAGCUUGCUCUCCUUGUGCUGCGGACUAUGUGAAGCUCGUCAACGCUUCGCAAUAUAGUAGUACGGAUCCGCGAGCGGUUCUGGCGAUAAAGGAGUACCACUAUGUGGACGACUAUGUGGACAGUUUCCUGAGCAAGGACGAUGCUGUCGCCGUUUCGUCACGGGUGAGAGAAAUACACGCAAACGCAGGAUUUGAUUUGUGUCGGUUUUCCUCCAGUUCGGCAGAUGUGGUCAAAGCUCUGAACCCACAAGGAUCCAACACGAAUGUCAAAUGGAGCGAAUCUGAGGAGAAAGUAUUGGGAAUGUACUGGCAGCCGGCUACGGAUAACUUCAAGUUUAGCAUCAAAUACCAUCGGGUACCCAGCAGUGUGAUGGACGGGAAACGCGUCCCUACCAAGAGGGAGUUUCUAAGCCUUGUUAUGUCCACAUUCGAUCCGAUUGGGUUCUUGAGCUGCUACAUGAUAACCGCUAAACUGUUGAUGCGAGAGAUUUGGCGGAGGAGAGUCAAGUGGGAUGAGCCGCUCCCAGACGAAUUGGCCGCAGCAUUUGAGUGCUGGCGGCAAGAAAUGAAAUACAUUGAAGAAUUCCGAUGUCCACGCUAUUACUUCGGCGCUGGAUGUGUACGGACACUGCAGCUGCACGUCUUCGUGGGCUCCAGCCAAUCUGCGUUCGCCGCGGCGGCUUAUUGGCGGGCCACAUACGCAAACGACGAUGUGCAGGCACAUUUUGUGUGUUCCAAAACGAAAUGUGCUCCCAUGAGGACGAUGUCGAUCCCACGACUGGAACUUCAAGCAGCUGUAUUAGGAACUAGACUGAUGGACACCGUUAAACAGGAACACGGUGUAGCGAUCAGCAGCUGCACACUAUGGACCGACUGUAAGACCGUGCUGUACUGGAUCACCAGUACUCACCGGAGAUAUAAGCAAUUUGUUGGAAAUCGGGUGGCAGAAAUCUUAGAAUCCACAGAGGUUUCCCAAUGGAGAUGGCUACCAUCUGCCGAAAACGUGGCAGACGACGCAACCAGGUCGCAACGCCGCGUGGACCUCAGCCAAGGUUCCUAA
Drosophila simulans is the source of this 3981-nucleotide messenger RNA. RefSeq lists its product as uncharacterized. Bases 1 to 3981 code for a protein of 1326 amino acids. The transcript has a single exon. Lineage: Eukaryota; Metazoa; Arthropoda; Insecta; Diptera; Drosophilidae. The record is from RefSeq and is a predicted model, not a curated record.